AUGGCUAGCCACGCACCGGCCCAGGAGGGCCACCUCCAGAAACGCUUCUCGAAGCUCACCAUGAUUGGCAUGGCAUUUGCGAUUCUCAACACUUGGAUUUCUCUCGCUGGAUCGCUAGGUCUGGUGAUGCCCUCUGGCGGCUCCGUCAGUUUUGUCUACGGGUUUAUCUUUUGCAUCGUCUGCAAUAUUUGCUUGAGUGCGAGUAUCGGGGAGCUAGCUUCUCUGCUACCAACAGCUGGGGGGCAGUACCACUAUGCCUAUGCUCUUUCUGGGAAGAAAUGGAAGAAUCUUAUGAGCUUUCUUGUUGGAUGGACGAAUAUCGCUGGUUGGUUGACGCUUAACACAACUGCCGCCUACUUUGGAGCCCGAUUCCUUGCCGCCGCUGCGGUUGUUGGAUCUGGAUAUACCUAUGAAAUCACACAAUGGAGCACCUACUUGAUGUUUGUCGCAGUAUCCAUCAUCGGUGUGUUCCUGAAUAUUUUUGCCUAUCCCAUCUUGAACCGAUGGAACGAGGGCGCACUAUACUGGUCUUUGAUCAGCGUUGUCGUGAUCAGCAUUGUACUUCUGGCAACCUCUCCAAAGACAGACGCCGAGUUUGUUUUCACCAAUUUCUCCAACACAACUGGGUGGAGUGAUGGCACAGCUUGGAUGCUGGGACUGCUGCAGUCAGCCCUGAGCUUUAUCGGCUGGGAUGCUGUGGCGCACAUGACGGAAGAGAUGCCUCGACCAUCCAAGGACGCACCUCAAGCCAUGGUCGCUGCCGUUCUUGUUGGUGGUGUAACCGGAAUCAUUUUCAUCAUAGUCAUGCUGUUCUGCUUCGUUGACCUUGAUCUGCUCCUCGCGUCACCUACGCAGAGCCCUCUCACUGAGAUGAUUUAUCAAGCAACUAACAGCAAAGCCGCUGCAACCGUGCUGACUGUUGCUGUUGCAUUAUGCUUCGUCAACGGAGCCAAUGGCUGUGUGACUUCUGGCAGCCGUCUUAUCUGGUCAAUGGCACGAGAUGGUGGAACCCCCUUCUCUAAGUAUCUUUCGCACCUCCACCCCAAGCUCAAUGUUCCUGUUCGGGCUAUUGUGGUACAAGCUGUCUUCAAUCUUCUGUUUGGCCUACUUUACCUUGGCCCCGAGGUUGCUUUCAACGCCUACAUUGCCAGCUGCACGCUAUUUUUGAACCUCUCAUACGCUGCGCCUGUUCUCAUUCUACUCAUUCGUGGCCGAAGCUUGGUUCUUGACUCACCUCCUGUGUUUUCUCUUGGCCGCAUUCCAGGAUAUAUCACAAACUACGUCGCAGUUAUCUUUGUCCUCGUUACUUCUGUCUUUUUCUGCUUCCCUCCGGCAAUUCCUAUCAAUUUGUCCACAAUGAACUAUGUCACUGCAGUUGUGGGUAUCUUCCUUGUCUUUGUAACAGCACUCUGGUUUUUGAAGAGGAAGACUUAUCAGGGGCCAAAGCUUGAGUUCAUUCUGGGGGAAGAACUACCCGUGACACAUUUGGAGUCACGGGUAAAUGAGAAAGGGACGGCCUCAAGUUCGACCUCAAAGCAUGCUGAAUCAUAG
Fusarium sp. VM40 is the source of this 1551-nucleotide messenger RNA. NCBI's taxonomy places the organism in Eukaryota, Fungi, Ascomycota, Sordariomycetes, Hypocreales, Nectriaceae. The record is from the annotation of a GenBank genome assembly.